UCGUCGUCAGAGGCUGAUACACGUAGAGAAGGGACCUACGAUGGGAUCUUCAGGCAGAAGGAAGAUACUGUGCGCACUGGGCUUGUUCGUCAUCAUCGUCCUGAUCGCAGUUCUCGUCGCAGUUUUUUUCUACGCGAAGAAGGACAAUGGUGUGGUGGCUCGUGCGACUUGCGCUCUCGUCGGAUCCAUGAACGGGACCCUUGUGCUGGAAGAAUUCGAUGAUGGGACGCGGGUCGAAGGACUAUUCCACGAAGUGCCGUUCGGAACGCACGCAAUCCACGUGCACGAGUUCGGCAGCACGGGGAACCAUUGUGAGGAAUCCGGCGGACACUAUAACCCAUUCAAUGUUCAUCAUGGAGGACCUCAUGAUGAGAUAAGACACAUCGGUGAUUGGGGCAACUUCGAAGUGACCGGGAUACCGUUCAUGCUCGUCUUCAACGAUCCAGUCGCGCGAUUAACGGGAGAUAUCGCGAUCAUCAACCGAUCGAUUGUCAUACACAAAGGCGUCGAUGACUACGGGCGGGGGAACACGUCGGCUUCAAAGAUAAACGGGAAUGCGGGGCCACGUCUGGCCUGCUGCGUCAUCAUAGAAGCUUGACCUGGACAGGUCCCGAGUUCGUCGCCUGCGUUCAUUUGUGAGAAAGCUUCUUUCUUCGAAGACAUUGCUUGCGAUAGGGUCGUCUCAACAAGCUGGUUCUUCCGCGAAGGCAUUCUUGGAGGAGUUCACGUUCGAUAUUGAUAGAGGUGGAGCUCUCCUGCGGUUUCCCGGGCCGCAAUCUAAUUAAAUCAUUCGCCUGCUGAGACAAUUAAUGUGAUAUUGUGAUUUUGUCUGAUUGCAUGGGAAGCUCUAUCUAGAAUCACAUCUGGGACUUCAUCCUUGAAGUUGUUAUUCAUUUCGGAAUUGAAUAAACUUUCGAGUCAGAAUCAUAGUAUAAAGU
Molecule: messenger RNA, 938 nt
Organism: Galendromus occidentalis (western predatory mite)
Lineage: Eukaryota; Metazoa; Arthropoda; Arachnida; Mesostigmata; Phytoseiidae
Product: superoxide dismutase [Cu-Zn] 4
Exons: 1
Coding region: 41-598 (185 amino acids)
Biological process (GO): superoxide metabolic process
Molecular function (GO): copper ion binding
Source: RefSeq, a predicted model, not a curated record